GUGGACUAGUGGUAGUGGGUUUCUUUCUUCAAGUUAAUUUCGCUGGCUACUACGCUACGCUCAAAUAAAACAGAUCCGUGAAGCGGCUCGCGGUCGGCAGAAACGAAGAAGAAAGCAAACCACCCCAGAGCUGACGAUCAAUCCCGGACCUUGUUCUCAUUAUUGCAACGAGAAGCAGGAUUGUUUCAAUUAAUCGGAGAAAGAGAUGGUUACCAAAACGGAGGAGAGUCAAUUGAACAAGCUCGAGAACCAGGUCGACAAUGGCGGUGGAGGCGCCUGGGAGUAUCUUUGCCUGGCCCGGAAGCUCAAGGUCAGGCGUUCCGAUAAGGUGCUCAAGUACGGGCUGUCCAUCUUGAAUGACUCCCGAAAGAGAUCCAGCCUCGGUUCCGAUGAGUGGACCCUAUAUGAACAAGUGGCUGUUGCAGCUAUGGACUGCCACGCUCUUGAUGUGGCAAAGGAUUGCAUAAAUGCAUUACAGAAGAAGUUUCCAGAGAGCAAAAGAGUUGGCAGGUUGGAAGCAAUGUUACUUGAAGCAAAGGGAUCUUGGGAAGAUGCAGAGGCGGCUUACUCAAGCCUUCUGGAGGAAAAUCCAUUUGAUCAAGUAAUCCACAAGAGAAGGGUUGCUAUUGCAAAGGCACAGGGCAACAUUUCAGUAGCCAUUGAAUGGCUAAACAAAUAUCUGGAAAUAUUUAUGGCAGACCAUGAUGCAUGGAGAGAACUUGCAGAGAUAUACGUCUCCCUACAGAUGUACAAGCAAGCUGCUUUCUGCUACGAAGAACUGAUACUGUCCCAACCUACUGUCCCACUCCACCAUCUUGCCUAUGCUGAUGUGCUCUAUACACUCGGCGGACUGGAAAACCUUCAAACAGCAAAGAAAUACUACUCUUCCACAAUAGAUUUAUCUGGAGGCAAGAACAACAGAGCUCUCUUUGGCAUCUGCUUGUGUAGCUCCGCCAUUUCACAACUGGCCAGAGGGAGGAACAGGGAAGACAAGGACAGUAGCCCAGAUCUGCCAUCUCUGGCAUCAGCUGCUCUUGAGAAAGAGUACAAGCUGCAGGCCUCCGAUAAGCUCUCCGUCCUUACCUCGACUUUGAAAUGCUUGAGAGUGUCGUCAUAAUAACUCUUCAUUCCCAAACCAUUGGGAACCUUUCUCCAUAAAUAGAACAUGUGAAAAGGGGACGCACACCGACUGCUGAACCUUGGGAAAAUGUUUUGGCAAUUUGGCUUCGCGUUAUAUGGUUGAUCCGAAAUUUCGUUCUUUGGUGGAUUGAUUCCGACGUGAGAACAUAAAAUUUAUCAUUCUUUAAAAGCUGGAUUUGAUUGUUUUUGUAGGGAAAGAGUGUAAUCAGACUGAAGGAUAGAUUGAGAUGCCAGAUUAUUUAUAGUUUUAACUAGCUUCUAGGUCAUUCAAGUGAUUCCUACCUUAGUGAAGCAAACACAAGCUCCAAAAUUCUUAUUGUCCCCACGGUGC
Messenger RNA from Linum tenue, 1471 nucleotides. The record is from the annotation of a GenBank genome assembly. NCBI's taxonomy places the organism in Eukaryota, Viridiplantae, Streptophyta, Magnoliopsida, Malpighiales, Linaceae.